Molecule: messenger RNA, 828 nt
Organism: Penicillium antarcticum
Lineage: Eukaryota; Fungi; Ascomycota; Eurotiomycetes; Eurotiales; Aspergillaceae
Product: ubiquitin-conjugating enzyme E2
Exons: 3
Coding region: 1-828 (275 amino acids)
Source: RefSeq, a predicted model, not a curated record
AUGGCCACAAAAGCAGCCUUCAAGCGGCUCACUCGUGAAUACCAAAACAUUCAGAAGGACCCCACACCGUUUAUUGUCACUCAUCCCUCCGAGCAGAACAUCCUUGAAUGGCAUUAUGUCCUUACCGGACCUCCGGGGACCCCUUAUGAGAAUGGACAAUACUGGGGCACAUUAAUAUUCCCUCCCGAGUACCCAUUUGCCCCUCCCGCUAUCCGCAUGCACACACCCAGCGGCCGAUUCCAGCCGUCCACUCGACUAUGUCUCAGUAUCAGCGACUUCCACCCGAAAUCCUUUAACCCCGCCUGGGAAGUCUCGACCAUUCUCAUCGGGCUACUAUCUUUCAUGACCAGCGAAGAAAUGACCACAGGAAGUGUUUCUGCCUCGGAGAGCGAACGGAGAGUGCUUGCAGCGCGAUCUCGGUGGUGGAAUUCAACGGGAGGUGGAUCUCACAUCAGCGCCACCGCUGGUGUCACUCGAACCUCCAAGGGAAUCAACAAUGUCAAAGCAGGAGACGGCGGUUUAAAGUUCCGCACAGAAUGGCCCGAACUGGAUCAAGAGAACUGGGCUUGGAUGAAAGAGCAUCGCAUUGACAGCGGCACCGGUCAGAUCUUACCCGACCCUGAUGCGCCCACCAAAUGUUCGCCUGAUACAAGUGCCCUACGCAGACGACCUAACGGAAGUGCUCCCGCAUUUGGUGGCGUUAUGGAAGGUGGGAAUGUUGCGCGAGAGGCAGGUCAAGGCUGGGUUCGACAACACCGAGUUUGGAUCGGCAUGGCCCUCUUCUUUGGCUAUGCCCUGAUCUCGCGAUUACUGAGUGACAUGGCUUGA